Molecule: messenger RNA, 596 nt
Organism: Moneuplotes crassus
Lineage: Eukaryota; Ciliophora; Spirotrichea; Euplotida; Euplotidae
Source: the annotation of a GenBank genome assembly
AAAAUUUAUUAAAAAUGCCAGACCACGGCGUCGAUAAUAAGUUAUUGGUCCUUAAACUGAUAACAGGAGUUACUUCUAUGAUGUUAUUUGUCGCAAGUGCUUUUCAAUUAUGGAGCGGCACUGCGUAUCAGACUCAAUCGCUAGUAUGCCUGUACAACCUAAUUUUCACAUGAAUAAUCCUUGUCACUGAGUUUUCGCCCCUAAUUCUGGAAGAUAUACUGAUGGAAUUCUUCCCCUUCUUAGGUACCAUCACUGGAAAGGCCAUCUUCUAUAUAAUCCUUGGUACCUUCUGCUUAGACAAGGAGUUUAACUUCAUAGGGCUUAUCGGAGGAUUUCUUUGCUUCCUCGUCGGACUUGCAUGGCUAUUAUAUGACUACAUUUAUUACAAAAAGCCCAGAGCUGUUGUCAACGCUGGUGUAUCAGGAGUGUACGCAGAGAACAAGCACAAAUUUGCCCAGAAUGAUUUUAAUAAUAGUUUUGCUAGUGAAUAUUCCUUACAGUCCAUUCAAGCAGAAGAUGUGAGACAAAAUGACUAUAAACCUCCAGACCUUUAGAGUAGUUUAAAACAGUGCCUUCAAUUUUGGUUAAUGCGUAAG